AUGACUUCACAAGCUGCUGCUAAUGCUUCUUCAGAUUUGGACGAAGCAUAUGACUUUGAUAUACUCAAGUGUCCUGAAUGCCCGGAACGACUGGAGGCUCUUGAACUUGAUCUUUUUCAAGAAGAUGGGCAAACAUAUCAGCGGAUAUGGUGGACGUGUCGAGGGAUAAAAAGUCAAAGUUGUCAUUUCCCUUUGUGGGUGCCACGAGAUGUUUUUUGGACAAAAAGAACAGAGGAACAAAUGAAAAAAGGAUACAUACCGUUGCCAAAUAUCCAUUUGUUGCCACAACGUUUAUGGUAUUUAUAUCCAAACGUUUUCCGUGACGAGUUGGAUCAGAAAAAAGUUCUAGCUUCAAAAAAAAGAGGUUCCGGAGCAGUGACACCCUCCUCCCAUUGUUCCACUCGUAGUAGUUCGUUGAAACCUGGAAGUCUGCAAACACAAAGUGAAGAAUGCAGCCGGGAUUCAUUUUCCAACAUGCUUCUUUCAUCAGGAGAACAGGCCUCAUCUGACGUUAACACUCAAGACUUAGAAAUUCCUUUUCGGAACGUAGUAAUUGAUGAAGACGAUGAGGAAGAAGAAAAUUCUACAUUAGUUCUGAAUUCAUAUGUGAACACGCAUUCAAAUGUGUCAGCUCAAAUAAGCAAUGAUAGGGAAAGUUUGGAGUACAUGAAAAGAAAAAAAACGAUGCAUGAACAAAGACAGUGUUCAGCAAAUAUGUCUUCCAAUUCGUGUUCAUUUUCCCCUAUCCAAUAUUUGUCAAGUGAGUUGUCGAGUGAGCAGUUGAAGCAGUUAUCUCAAAGAACACAACCUAAUGAUGAAAGAGAAGUUUUACAGCUAUUAUCGAAACAAGAUAUUUUGUUCAGUGAUCAAAGUGUUGGAGAAUGCGGGCGUUACUCUCACAUAUCCACGAAUUUGAGAGCUAAAAAACGAAGAUAUCAGUCAAUUUUUGAAGGAUUUGAUGAGGCAGAUAGAAGUAUGACUCUCUCGGAAACUAGCAAUUCAAAAGAUAGGAUUUCUCUUUUGAUUCCAUCAACGAAUUGUGAAAUGGUAGGGUCGGAACAUAUUUCAAAAUUAAAAGAAGCUUUUAGAGAGCAGAACGAAGAACAACAGAAUUCUAAAUUUGUUAAUGAUGCCUGGGUGAUAGUUUCGUUGAUGAAGGAAAUGAUUGCUAAGGUAUCUGCGGAAAAUGAUUCGAUACCAAGUGUAAAAACAAAGGAGCAUGUGCUAGAUACCGUUCCAUCAGAAGAUAAGGAACAAUGUUCUGGACGCAGGAAGCUUCAUAACUUAGCUGAAGAGUCGCAGGUAUUGAAAAGAAGCCGAGAGAUUAAAGAAAGACGACCGAUAAAAAUUGUUAAAAGCUCGGGGAAAAUUGAUUGCGGAACAUUAAAUACUUGUCGCGAUGAAUUGGAUAUGAAUGUUCAUAUCUCAGCUGGAAAAGAACAUCAAAAUAAAUCAAUGUUAUCAUUAUGCCUAUCUAGAAAUGAGAAGUGUAUUGCUGAUGUAGAAAUGGUUCUAAAAAAUUGUAUCAAGAAUGGUAAAGAUCGAAAGGAGCUAGGUGGAGUUCCACAAAUUUCCAUUUCAAAAGGUUGUCCUACAAAGUUUUAUCCUGAAAUGUUACCGAAAGAUAUAUUUGAACCGUGGAAUUGUCGUCGACCAGUACAUUUAGGAGGACGUACAAAUUUAGACGCAUUUGUGACUAAUUAUAACUUACGAUACAAUCGUACUGAAUAUAUAGAUGCUCUUUCUUCCGAGUUGUGUAAGCGUAAAAUGAUGAAAUUCGAGCCAUCAAUACCUAUAAAGCAGCAACGAACUGUACAGCGCAUGAGGCAGAAACAAAAGGGUCAAAAAGAGAAAGCAAAUUUAGAAGAGCUGAAAGAGAUGGUUGACUCUAGUGCUUUACGUGUACAAAUUGCUCAUCGUCUUGGCAUUUCAGAUCUUGAGAGCUUAGCACCACGCCAGGAACCAAGAAAUAAAGGUGGCAAAGUUAGUAGCAUGAACAUGAGAUAUAUUGGAUCUGUUCCUGCUGUUAUAUUACCGGAAGGUGUUUCUGCUGGUUGUGCCAAACAAAAGAAAGAUGCUGGUCAAGAGAACAGAACUAUGAUGAGUUCAAGUAGUUCAUCUGUAUCUGAGAAUGAUCCGGAUGACAGGAAAGAGAGUGAUUUAGGAGUUUCCGAAAUGUUGUCUUUCAAUGACCCAGAAGUUGAGGCAUUAGUGAUGCGCAAAUUUAGACUUAUUGUUGAAGACCAGGACGCAAGUAGGGAUAAUGAAACGCAACAAUUUCCAUCUGUUCAGCCAUCAGAGGUUCUUGAGCACUCCGAACUCGUCAGCUCGCGUAUUGAAUACAAUGAUUUUGAAAAAGCUUUUGAGGAAUACGAAGAUGAUAAUAUUCAACAAUUAGAUCCACUUUUCGAUGCUGCUUCUGAACAUAAUUUUUAG
Thelazia callipaeda (thelaziosis nematode) is the source of this 2436-nucleotide messenger RNA. The record is from the annotation of a GenBank genome assembly. NCBI's taxonomy places the organism in Eukaryota, Metazoa, Nematoda, Chromadorea, Rhabditida, Thelaziidae.